AUGAUUCUCUUCUCAAUUGCUCGAGUCUCACUCCUUAGGAGAAGAUCGGCCAGCUCUCUAACACGGCCGCUUCCGUUACUCGCCUGGGUAUACCUCCGUACGAGUGGUGGUCCAAGUCCUUACACGGUAUCGCCGAUAACGGUCCCAGCGUCUCCUUCAAGAGGGCAGGAGAAUCCAGGAGAGGAUUCGAAGCAUGUGCAUGAGCCUGCACAUGUUCGGUAUGAUGCCCCUGUAAGAAGCUUUACCGCUGAGCAGACAAAGGAAGCUUUUGAUAUCGCAAGAAACAGCAUUGAACUUCUUUCCACGGUCCUCUCCACUUCGCCUCAGUACCAUGCUUUACAGGAUGGCUUAACAACGACACUUGUACAACAAUGUCGUCAGUCUCAGAACACUGUCCAAAGAAUCAUCAAAACAGCAGGGGAAGUAUAUGCUUCCGCUGCUGCUCAGGUGAAGAAGGCCAUGGAGGUUACACAUUACUUGGGUGGUGAAAUUAGGGUGGUCGUGAAUGUUAUCAAACGCUCUUGAACACUGAUAUGCGAAGAGAGCUUGAUCAUCUGACCAGAUUCUUCAAAGCUGUUGUUGCUUACAAGAAGAAGAUCGGUUUCAACGGUAA
Molecule: messenger RNA, 613 nt
Organism: Thlaspi arvense
Lineage: Eukaryota; Viridiplantae; Streptophyta; Magnoliopsida; Brassicales; Brassicaceae
Source: the annotation of a GenBank genome assembly